Messenger RNA from Impatiens glandulifera, 3141 nucleotides. RefSeq names its product protein PAT1 homolog. The coding region runs from base 503 to 2797 and encodes 764 amino acids. The transcript is spliced from 5 exons. NCBI's taxonomy places the organism in Eukaryota, Viridiplantae, Streptophyta, Magnoliopsida, Ericales, Balsaminaceae. Gene Ontology annotation, biological process: deadenylation-dependent decapping of nuclear-transcribed mRNA; P-body assembly. The record is from RefSeq and is a predicted model, not a curated record. Gene Ontology annotation, cellular component: P-body. Gene Ontology annotation, molecular function: RNA binding.
UCUAUAGAUCACGCAAUUCUUCAAGGUCAAUGAACCUCUCUUCCCUUUCCUUUCCGCGGCGCGUCCAGGCACUAUUUCUUCACACUUAGCCACUUCAAAAUCUAACCACAAUCUCGGCCGGCCCUCGGCCGCAAACCUCAAUAAUCAAGCCUACCCACAUCUCUGUUUAUAAUCAAAAUCUGCGUUAGAUCUCUCCUUCUCCUUCUCCCUCUCUCUCUCUUUCAUCGCCUUUUUUCUCCUCUUACCCCGAUUACCCUCCUCCUAUGACCAUGAGCAGGGUCCUUGUUUACGCGGCUCUGCCCUAGCAUAAUCUCUUAUAACUGUGCAGAUCCUUUCUUCAUAGACAACACAAGAAGUUUCUGCCUUGAGGGUUUUCAACAAUACCCUUUCAAGCGUCUUUCUUUUCGAUAGACUAAAGGUUGUGCGUCAGAUUUAUUGCUUGUUUCAAGUAUAGGGUGUUUGUACAUCUAGGGUUUGGUAGUUGCUAGUUGAAGGAUUUACAAUGGAUGGAUUUGGCGGUGAAAGUAGAAUUCAGGAGAACUCAGAUUUUGCUGGUCGUGAGCAUGUGGGCGCCAGUUCGACAGAGGCUUCGCUAUUUGAUGCAUCACAAUAUGCUUUCUUUGGUAACCACACUGUUGAAGAAGUAGAGUUAGGUGGGUUAGAUGAGGAUGAAGAUGAUUUCCCUGUGGCAGAUGAUUAUCGUUUGGACAGAUCAGAGAGUGAGGUUUUGGGAUCGGUUUCUGAUAUCGAUGACCUUGCUGGCGCUUUUUCAAAGACAAACAAGGUUUUCAGUGGGUCAAGUGUUGCUAUUGGCGAUAGGGCGUCUAGAGAAAAUUCAAAUGCUAAUGAAUGGGCACAGGAUGCAGACUUCCCUACAUGGGUUGAUCAGCAUAUACUUGUGGGUGAAAGCUCUCUAGAGAAUAAGAGAUGGUCAUCUCAACCGCCUACUGCCUACUCUCAUCUGGCUGAUGCAAAAUCUUUGUAUAGAACAUCUUCAUACCCUGAACAACAACAUCAGCAGCCUCAGAACCAACAUUUCUCAAGUGAACCGAAUCUACCCAGAUCAUCUUUCAUAUCAUAUCCUCCUCCAAGUGGUUUAUCUUCACUGCCUUCAUCGAGCUAUCAGGGAACUCAUCCUAAUAAUAUUCCAUAUCAACCUAAUCGUAAUCAGAUGCCAUUGUCUUCUUCCAACAUCUCUGGAUUUUCCAAUCCCCAACUUCACCAUGGUCCGCAUUUCAGUGCUCAAUAUCCAGUAAACGGAGGAUUGCAACCACAGUGGGCUAAUCAGAGAGGUUCAUUUUCAGGCGAUCGACCAAAUCUAGUGAAUAAUAUGUUGCAACAACAAUUAUCUCACCAAAAUGGUUUAGCGCUAUCACAUCUAAUGCCACAACUUGCAGCUCAGCAAAAUAGACUUCAUUUUAACUCCCAAACACCGCCUCCUUCACUAAUUAACAAGUUUGAGGCAAUGAUGGGAGAUCAAAGACAGGGUAUGCUGAAGGGAAGGCAAAACUCGCAGUAUCCUCCACAUGGCUUUGAAAUGAAUAACCAGAGGAAUGAAUAUGGUUGGCCUCAAUUUAGGUCAAAAUAUAUGUCGUCUUAUGAAAUUGAGAAUAUUCUUAGAAUGCAGCUUGCAGCAACCCAUAGCAAUGACCCGUACGUAGAUGAUUAUUAUCACCAAGCUGGUCUUGCAAGGAAAACAGCUGGUGCGAAAUUGAGACAUCAUUUCUGCCCGACUCAGAUACGUGACCAUCCUUCACGAGUUCAAGCUAAUAACGAGCCUCAUGCCUUUCUUCAAGUUGAUGCUCUUGGAAGAGUUGCUUUUGCUUCUAUUCGUAGGCCUAGGCCGCUUCUUGAAGUUGAUUCUUCGGGUUCGGGCAGCAGCAGUAAGGAACAUAUACUGCCCGAGAAGCCUCUUGAACAGGAGCCUCUACUUGCAGCUCGAGUAACCAUUGAGGAUGGACUUUGUCUGCUUCUUGAUGUCGAUGAUAUUGAUCGUUUCCUGGAGUUUAAUCAAAUUCAAGACGGUGGGGUCCAGCUUAAGAUGAGGCGACAGUUGCUGCUUGAAGGGUUAGCUGAAUCGCUUCAACUGGUUGAUCCUCUUGGGAAAAAUGGUGAUACUGUUAACUUAAAUCCCGAGGAUGAUCUAGUGUUUCUGAGACUGGUUUCUUUGCCCAAAGGCAGAAAGCUUCUCUCGAAAUUCCUUCAGGUUAUAUUUCAUGGAGACGAACUAAUGAGAGUAGUCUGCAUGGCUGUUUUUCGACAUCUUAGGUUCUUGUUUGGAAGUAUCCCUUGUGAUGCUGGAGCUACAUUAAACCUUUCUAAGACGGUUUCAUCUUGUGUUGGCGGAAUGGAGCUGAAAUCGCUAGCAAGUUGUUUAGCAUCGGUUGUUUGUUCUACUGAGCAUCCUCCCCUCAGGCCUUCUGGGAGUUCUUCUGGAGAUGAGGCUUCUGUUAUCUUGAAAUCUGUUCUCGAGAGAGCGACCGAAAUCUUGACCGAUCCCCGUUCUUCGAGCAACUGCAGUGUUUCAAAUCGGGCGUUUUGGCAAGCCUCUUUUGACGCAUUCUUCAAUCUUCUUACGAAAUAUUGUGUCAGUAAGUAUGAUGGUGUGAUGCAAUCGUUUCUAAUGCAUGCUGGACCAGGUGCGAACGAGGGUACAGUUGCGGCUGAUGCUGCAAAAGCAAUUCGGAGAGAAAUGCCUGUUGAACUCUUAAGGGCGAGUCUUCCUCAUACUGAUGAGAACCAGAGGAGGAUUUUAAUGGGUUUUGCUCAGCGGUCUAUGCCUGUUUUGGGUAAUUGAUUUUGUUUGUCGCUUUGAUCUAUCGAACGCAGAAAGCUGUUUUUCGUUUUUUCUUUUGCGUACUGUGGUUGAUAUGCUGGGGAGAGGAGUGUCUUGCAACUUGCAUAUGGAUGAACUCCUUGUUAUAAUUUUUUUUUUGUUUCUUUAUUUUGGUUUAGCCCUCCUUGAUUCAGAAAAUUUUAUUUUGAUGGUCAGUUUUACAAACUUCAGUUGCACUUUAAUUAGAUGAUGAUGGGACUCUGUCACCAUGUAUGUAUAGAGUGGUGGUGGAGAAAGUUUUCUGUGUUUUGUUGGUUACAAGGAAGGAGUUGGCAUUCUAUUAAUAUCUAUGUUUGGUUUGAUUA